Pochonia chlamydosporia 170 is the source of this 1245-nucleotide messenger RNA. RefSeq names its product mid2 like cell wall stress sensor domain-containing protein. The transcript has a single exon. The coding region runs from base 1 to 1245 and encodes 414 amino acids. Lineage: Eukaryota; Fungi; Ascomycota; Sordariomycetes; Hypocreales; Clavicipitaceae. The record is from RefSeq and is a predicted model, not a curated record.
AUGGCCAGGCUGCCACCUCACCUGCGGCUGCUGCUCCUUGCGACAGUCGUGUCCGCAAACCCAACACCGCCUCUCUUCGCUCGUGAUGGCUGCGCAACCAGCGGCCCUACAUCCUGCGCAGCGCAAGGUCUCGCCAAACAACUAUGUUGUCCGGCAGACAGUGCCUGUGUUGCGUUGGCCGGGAAGACUACAGUUAUUUGCUGCCCAAGCAAUCAAUCGUGCAACAAAAUCCAACCGAUAACGUGCAACCUCGCCGAACAGGACCCGAGUUUGAACCCGAAUGCGCCCAUCAAAACUACAGUGAAGAACGCCAAGCUGCCGACGUGUGGUACCAAUCUCUGCUGCCCGUUUGGUUUCACUUGCUCCCCCGAUAAAACAUCAUGUACCAUGGACCAAGACCAGUCUAAAUCACCAGAAAGUUCACCCUCCGCCAGUCCGACCAGAGCAACGCUUACAUCUACAACUGGUCCUGCACCAACCGCAACCACAACCAACACGUCAACUGCGGCUGCUACGACUUCCGCGGAUGCAAAUCAAGAUCACGGCUCAUCCGGCCUUGGACCCGAAAAGAUAUCCAUCAUAGGAGGCGCGGUUGGCGGCGUCCUUGCCCUGUGUCUCCUCAUCGGGAUCAUAUUCCUCUGUGUACGAAGUCGCUCCAAGAAGGGAUCUUACCAGAGAUCCUCAUCUCGCGAUGGAUCUGCCGGCUCCGGCCCGUACGGAAACAUGAUCUCAGGACCAAUUCUGAACCCUGAGACUUCGUACCGCACCGAUUUCAUUCGGAAACCGCCGUCGCCGCCGUCGCCGGCCGCAUCACGGUUCAGUCGUUCACUAGCUCGUCUCUCACGAGCCCCCCGACUCUCAGUCGCUCACACAGAGAACAAGCAUUUCUCCAUACGGAACCCAUUUCACUCCCCUAACCCAUCUGUGCCCUCGCCCUCGCCACGCAUGUCACAGUCGUCUCUGUCGUCGCACGACGAUGACCACCCGCGCACCGGACACGUUGGCGCGCGGCUUCCUCCCAUCCGCAACCUGGCCCCCGACCGCCAUUCGCAAUACGCCCAUCGCGAUUACAGCCGCGAAAGUAUCACCGUACACGCCGGCCCGGACACCGUGCCCAAGGAUGACAAUGAUAAUCGGACCACGACAUUCGGCGGACUGAUGAGGAAUUACGGCGAUGUUCACCAAAACAAUGGCUACACACCUGGGAGUCAGACGCUGCAGGUUCCCGGGGCGAGACGAUCAUGA